AUGGCACCUCCAGAUACUAAAUAUCCAUAUAAGGCAUCUUCCUUGAGAAAGAGGAGACGAAAUUUCUCUCCUUCGACUACACCAUAUUCAAAUGAUGGGUUGCUAGCACUAGAUGAUCCAAAGCCGAAGAGCCAGUCUACAAUUAGAACCGGUGGGCAAGAUAACGUUCCAGACGACAAUAAAGUGGUGAAUAGCUUGAAUAAGUUGGGUACUAAAGUCUCAGUAAGUGAGAAACAGAAACAAUUGAAUAUUAAACUCUUACUAUGCAUGUCAGAGGCAGAAUAUUUUGAAUCUAGAGAAGACGAUAUAAGCAAAUAUUUGAAAGAAAGCUUUGGGAUAAGUGGCAUAGCACUAUCAAAACCGGUAGAGGGGGUUAUAGAUCGAAUUUUUUUUAUAUAUGGGGAUAUUAUUUCGAUAUCAAGAGCAGCAGUAUACGUUGCGUUCGUGUUGAAUGCAAGAUUGAAUAAUUUGAUUCCGAGUGAAUCUUACACAUUGAAGUCACCAAAUUAUAAUAUAAACGUGCUUCUCCAAGGGUCGUACAACGACGCAGUACUGUACUCGGGAAUAAAUAAAGUGGCUGAUAAUUGUGGGUUGAGAGAAUUCGACAUAUCGAGUCCUUUCAACUAUAACAAUAACCCUCGGUUGGUAUCAAUACGAUUAAAAGGUGACUUCAGUGCUUUGCUUAAUUUCCUAAUGUUGACUAUAGAUGCAUCUUUAUCUUCGGCGCAGACAAGAAUUGAUUAUAAUGACCAUUCCAAAAUCAAUCAGUCGAGGACUGUUAACGUAUUUGAUAAUGCUGGCUUGUUCCAAGUACAAGAUGUUAACAAGGGAGUCUUAGAUAAACAUGUAAAUAAUGUUUUAGAAUACGUUUACUCUAAAUCGUUUCUUAAGCCUACAUCAGAUGUGGGAAGCGAAUAA
Messenger RNA from Debaryomyces hansenii CBS767, 918 nucleotides. RefSeq lists its product as uncharacterized. The transcript has a single exon. Bases 1 to 918 code for a protein of 305 amino acids. The record is from RefSeq and is a predicted model, not a curated record. NCBI's taxonomy places the organism in Eukaryota, Fungi, Ascomycota, Pichiomycetes, Serinales, Debaryomycetaceae.